AAAUUUGAGACAAAACUCAAAAUGACGGAAGCUGAUGUGGACACUUCUACACUGUGUCUCUUCGACGUGGACGGGACUCUAACAGCGCCAAGACAGAAAGCAACGCCAGAAAUGUCUGAGUUCCUACAGAAACUGAAGACAAGAGUUCGAGUUGGAGUUGUGGGAGGAUCAGACCUGAGCAAAAUCAAGGAGCAGCUCGGAGAAGAUGUUAUCCAAAAGGUGGACUAUGUCUUUGCUGAGAAUGGACUUGUGGCCUAUAAAAAUGGACAGCUACUUUCUGUCCAGUCGAUACAGGCUCAUAUGGGAGAAGAACUGCUCCAAGACUUCAUUAACUUCUGUCUAAACUACAUGGCCAAGAUCAAGCUGCCAAAGAAAAGGGGAACAUUUAUUGAAUUUCGAAACGGGAUGUUGAAUGUUUCUCCCAUCGGCCGCAGCUGCACACAAGAAGAAAGGCAGGAAUUUUUUGAGCUGGACAAGAAAGAAAAGAUCAGAGAGAAGUUUGUUUCUGUGUUGAAAGAAGAGUUCAAAGGAAGAGGACUGUCUUUUUCAAUAGGAGGUCAGAUCAGCUUUGACGUGUUUCCGGACGGCUGGGACAAAAGAUACUGUCUGGGGAUCGUCGAAAAGGACCACUACUCCUCCAUCCACUUCUUUGGAGACAAAACCAAACCUGGUGGAAAUGACUAUGAAAUCUACUCAGAUGAAAGGACCAUCGGCCAUGAAGUCUCCAGUCCAGAGCAAACUAUGCAAAUGUGCCAGCAACUUUUCUUUUCAUAAAAAACUAACCAAACCAAGCCAAAAUGUGAACUUAAUAUAAAUAGGUACUAAACUUGGUCUAAGAGGACUAAAUUAGGGCGAAACUGUCUGGGAGUCCUAAAGUAGGACUAACCGGGGUAUUAAACUAGUAUUCAUGCUGGUCUAAACUGGGAUUAAACUGGGUGUUUAAAUUAAAUGCACAUUAAAUUGAGAAUAAUGUACAUUUUAUUUUAUGAGUGAGGGAUUUUUUUUUGUUAUUUGAAGGUUACUGAACAGAAUACUAAUCAUUGACUGACAGUAAAUUAGGUAAAUGAAGUUAUAUAGUGUAUAAUUUUAAAUAUGCAAAAUAUACUUUCCAGUUUCAUAAUUACUGUUUUUAUAUAGUCUCAAAUACAAAUGAUUUUCUGAUUUUGUACAUUUUUACAUACAUAAAAUGCUUAAUAGUUAAAGUUUAGACCACGUACAUUGUGCAUAGUCUUUUUAAUUCCAAAGUAACUUUUCUGCUUGUUUCCAUGGAGAUGCUUGUUGCUUUGUCUAGAAAUUUCCACAUUAAGGUAUAAAACUUGUCGAUUAAAAAAAAAAAUGCAUUGAAAAACAUGUGGUACUGUAAGAAGGCUCGGCUCCCCACAGAUCUGACCUGUAAGUUCAAUAGUCCAUCUUUAACAUCCUUGUUCAAUUUGAAGAAAAUCACCAUCACUGUAACUUGGCUGUAACGUAAAGGAUUGAAUGUUAUUUCUUAAAGACAACUGUAAUUCUUGUGCUACUGUGAAUUUAAAUUCUAAUAAAAUGAAUUAAAUAAAAUGGAAAGUUAAGC
This is a messenger RNA of Periophthalmus magnuspinnatus, 1567 nucleotides long. It is a transcript of the gene pmm2, whose product is annotated as phosphomannomutase 2. Gene Ontology annotation, cellular component: cytosol. NCBI's taxonomy places the organism in Eukaryota, Metazoa, Chordata, Actinopteri, Gobiiformes, Gobiidae. The record is from RefSeq and is a predicted model, not a curated record. The transcript is spliced from 8 exons. Gene Ontology annotation, molecular function: phosphomannomutase activity. Bases 22 to 774 code for a protein of 250 amino acids. Gene Ontology annotation, biological process: protein N-linked glycosylation; GDP-mannose biosynthetic process; mannose metabolic process.